CCAAGCAUACACGACUACCGUUCAUAAAUACCUGAAUGAGCAGUCCCAGAGAGCGACAACUCACGGAGUGAACGACACAUCACAGGUUAAUUCAGUUGCCUAAUUAGACUCAAAUACCUGCUGAGAGAAUUUAAUAUGAAUUCAAAAGUUGAUGGACCACGCAGAGGAAGAUCCUUCGAUUCUAUGAACACAUGUUUUGAAGAGAAGCAUCUGAACAAUGAGAUGAACAAAUCUGUGUUCAGCAAGAUUGAGGAGAAUAAAGACAACAAGAACUUGUCCUCAGAGAGGAGCCGAGCAGAAAUCAUAUUCUCCCUGAAGAAUGAAGUCGGCGGACUUCUGAAGACACUUAAGCUUUUUCAGGAGAACCACGUCAACCUUGUUCACAUUGAGUCCCGGAAAUCAAAGCGGCGUAACUCAGAGUUUGAGAUCUUUGUGGACUGCGACAGUGAGCAGGAGCAGCUUAAUGAAAUCAUCCAGCUGUUACAGAAGCGCGUGAAGGUCAUCAACAUGAAUGCUCCUGACAACUCCUGUCUGCCUGAGGAAGAUUUGGUUGACGUUCCAUGGUUCCCCAAGAAGAUCUCCGACUUGGACAAGUGCGCCAAUCGCGUCCUGAUGUACGGUUCGGACCUUGAUGCUGAGCACCCGGGCUUCAAGGAUAACGUCUAUCGCAAGAGGAGAAAGUACUUUGCUGACCUGGCCUUAAGUUACAAACAUGGGGACCCCAUACCUCGUAUCGAAUUCACGGAGGAGGAGGUGAAGACGUGGGGGGUGGUGUACAGGGAGCUGAGUAAUCUGUACCCCACCCACGCCUGCCGGGAGUACCUGAAGAACCUGCCCCUGCUGGCCACAUACUGCGACUGCAGGGAGGAUAACAUCCCGCAGCUGGAGGACGUGUCGCGCUUCCUCAAAGAGCGCACAGGCUUCACCAUCCGGCCCGUAGCCGGCUACCUGUCCCCCCGAGACUUCCUGGCGGGCCUGGCUUUCCGCGUCUUCCACUGCACGCAGUAUGUGCGGCACAGCUCUGACCCGCUGUACACCCCAGAGCCAGACACAUGUCAUGAGCUGCUGGGUCACGUGCCCCUACUGGCAGAGCCCAGCUUCGCCCAGUUCUCCCAGGAGAUCGGGCUGGCCUCGCUGGGGGCCUCCGACGACUCGGUCCAGAAGCUGGCCACGUGCUAUUUCUUCACGGUGGAGUUUGGCCUGUGCAAACAGGAGGGGAAGCUCAGGGCCUAUGGGGCCGGACUGCUGUCCUCCAUUAGCGAGCUGAAGCACGCCCUCUCUGGGAAUGCCAGGAUUAUGCCCUUUGACCCAAAGACUACCUGCAAGCAGGAGUGCCUCAUCACCACCUUUCAAGAUGUAUACUUCAUGUCAGACAGUUUUGAGGAAGCGAAAGUCAAAAUGAGGGAGUUCGCUAAGACCAUCAAGAGGCCUUUCACUGUGCACUACAACCCCUACACCCAAAGUGUGGACGUGCUGAAGGACACGCCCAGCAUUCUCAGCAUAGUGGAGGAGUUGCGUCACGAGCUCGACAUCGUGGGCGACGCACUCAGCCGACUCAACGAGCAGCUUGGGUUGUGAUACCCGGCUGGACCCCCAGGUGCUGAUCCCCGGGUGCUGAUCCCCGGGUGCUGAUCCCAGCCGUCAUGCAGACAUCAUGCUCCUUUCCAAACCCAACCCUACAAUCCAGAACAACCAAAGAUUCAGCUAAUGAGAUAGAAACCUCCAAAAUAUCUUUCGCCGUUUAACUUGCAUUAAGAUUAACAACCUAUGGGAGAGUCAAAUGUAGUAUCCUUUAUCCUGUAAGCAACUGGUAAAUGCAUUACUUCUUUGUAUUCAGAUCCUGCAUUUGUUGUCUCAGAUCAAAUCAGUAGCUCCCAGCCUGUCCAUCUCUGAAGCAUGCUUAGACAAUCUGUAAAACAUUUUACACUAUACAUGUCAAAUGUUCAAGGUCUGUAGUAACUAACAGUGUUAAAAUAUUGGUUUGUGUGUUUAUUUUUGAUUUUGAAUAUUGAUGAUUAAAUAUUCCUGAUUGUAUAUAUGCAUUUCAGUUGUUGCUGUUUCUUUUUAUUUGCUGCUUGCUGGACCUGCAGAUUCUAAACACGUUUGCAGAUGUGAGUGACCUUUUUGACAGGUACAAUUACAGCUUUUAGGCCUCUUUCACAAAGUAAUUAUAAUGACUAAUAUUUAAUUAUAAAAGCUGAUUAGGAAUAAAUCCCCAAAUUCAUGAUUCCACAUCCAAUGAUUUAUUUAGCCAUAUGCGUCCACUGUGACAUCAAAUGAGGCGAUAUCAAAUAUUGGUGGCUGACCAACACUCAGUUUAGCCUGUUAAAUAAUGUCAGAUUUAGUUAUGUGUCUGGUUAAUUAGCAUAUACUCGAUAUAUGCUGACUAAUACAUUAUAUAUAAUCCUGUACAUAAAUAAAUAUGUAGUCCAACCGGGACACCUUGCAUAUGCCUGUGACUUCCCAUAUGACUGACUUAUUCUGUAUAUAACAACCAACCAUAAUUGUUGCCCUUUUUCGGAUAUAACGAAAUACAGUGAUCCCGCCUAUCGCAGAAGUU
Messenger RNA from Paramormyrops kingsleyae, 2560 nucleotides. It is a transcript of the gene tph1a, whose product is annotated as tryptophan hydroxylase 1 (tryptophan 5-monooxygenase) a. Gene Ontology annotation, molecular function: iron ion binding; tryptophan 5-monooxygenase activity. Gene Ontology annotation, biological process: aromatic amino acid metabolic process; serotonin biosynthetic process. Lineage: Eukaryota; Metazoa; Chordata; Actinopteri; Osteoglossiformes; Mormyridae. The record is from RefSeq and is a predicted model, not a curated record. Gene Ontology annotation, cellular component: neuron projection.